This is a messenger RNA of Lindgomyces ingoldianus, 2787 nucleotides long. RefSeq lists its product as uncharacterized. Lineage: Eukaryota; Fungi; Ascomycota; Dothideomycetes; Pleosporales; Lindgomycetaceae. Gene Ontology annotation, biological process: regulation of DNA-templated transcription; DNA-templated transcription. The transcript has 4 exons. Gene Ontology annotation, molecular function: zinc ion binding; DNA binding; DNA-binding transcription factor activity, RNA polymerase II-specific. The record is from RefSeq and is a predicted model, not a curated record. Bases 253 to 2556 code for a protein of 767 amino acids.
CUCCAUUCACCUUGACUUACCUCCGUGUUCAGGCUGCCAUUUUUCGUGAAUAGGGAUUACGUCGUCUUUUCCUUUUUUUGAUUGUGGUAUGAUUCUGUGAGAAGAAGGGUGCUGUUGAUUAUAUUUUGAAUUCUGAUCUCCUCCCUCCUCGACCCACUAACCGACGAAGGCGAGGAGUGCUCGAGUGCGAGCAUAUUAUACCAUCAUCAUCACGGUUCGAUUGUCGGACGAACGAACGAAAAACGCGCGAACAUGCCAAAGGAGGUCACGGAUUUGUCCAUUCGAAAGAAAAUGCGGAAAGGGACGCAUAGUUGCUUUGAAUGCCGACGUCGGAAGAUUCGUUGCAUCUUCCCUCCCGACAAUCCUAAUGUCUGCUCUGAAUGCUUUGCCCGUGGGUCACGAUGCAUUGAUCAAGAGAAUGCCAACCCGGACGUCAUUGUCGACCACAGGAAGAAUCUUCGCGAACGAGUAUCACGCUUAGAAGCUCUCGUCGAUUCCCUUCUCGAGGAUAAGACCGAGAGAAGUGCCACCGAGACUCAGACAAGCUCGUCGAAGACCCCGAAUGUAAUUCCUCGUGAUACCUUCCCACCCACGCCUCUUUCUUCUGAGACAUCGUCGUCGGUGCUUCAAGGUCUGCAACAUGCCCCGUCUGAGCGUGGACACCAUGUCCCUAUUCUCUCUGUCCUUGAGGAUGCUCUCAACGAUGCCGAAGUGCGGAUCAAGGAGCGAAUGGAACCGCAGCGAAAAGACUCGGCUCCGUCGCCGAGCCUUGCGGCUACCGAACGCUACACAGUUACUUGCAAAAACACAGAUGACAUGGACGAAAACAACUCGGCCGCCUUCCAAGCUAAGCGGGAGCGCGCCAAGAAAGGUCUUCUUGCAGUCCUACCCCCAUAUGACCAACUCACCAGGAUAUUGAACACUAAUAGCGAAUGGUGGGAGACAUGGAGACGUAAAUGCAGUGGAACGUCAGGAGAGCACACACUACCCCAGUUCGCUGCCAAAGCUUUGGCCGAAGGGAACAUUGGCGCCAUCGCCACUGUUGUGCUGAGCGUCGGUAUUUGCUCAGACGAAAAUGACGUUGGUCGAUACAUCGAAGCUGUUGAUCAAUAUAUGCUCGCGGAUGACGAGUACGCUGCCACCCUUGAAGGUAUGGAGUGCUUGAUUUUGAAGGCGAAAUGGUAUGCGGAUGUCGGUCAGCCGCGGAGGGCGUGGCUUGCGUACCGCAAGGGUCUUAUGUAUACACAGCUCAUGGGUCUUCAUCGGAAACGAACAACAUCAGCUGCACAUGAGAGUAUAUGGUGGUCCUUGUAUCAUGGCGAUCGGUUCUUGUCGUUACUCCUUGGGCUUCCUUACGGCAUCAGCGACACGCACUGCGAUUUGACGUUACCAGAAAUGGGCGGAGAGUUUAUGGCACCACUGAUCUUUAUGAACAAAGUGUCGAUACUAGCCGGUAAGGUCAUCGAUAGGAAUCAAGGCGUUGCGGAGCAGUCCUUCGCCUGGGCGCUUCAGUUGGACCAAGAGCUGGAAGAUCUGUGGAAGAAGCUGGAUCCUAAUUGGAUCGAAUUUUCUAGCCUAAUGGCGGACAUUGAGGGCAACGCGGCCGACCUUCGCGAACGCUUGAUGGCACAGAUGGUCUACCACCAGAUCCGCGUCUACCUCCAUCUCCCAUUCAUGCUAAAGUCGCAGUCGAACUCACGCUUCGCAUAUAGUCGCACUGCCUGUCUUAAUGGAUCACGGGAAGUCCUGCGACUAUACCAAUGCCUCCGAACGGGCGAAGUUCAACCCCUAUACGAAUGCAAAGCCGUCGACUUCAUCGGCUUCACCUCGGCUGUACUUAUCAUGCUUGGGCUUUUCAACUUCGGUGUUGUAAUGGGCGGGGUAUCACCCAAGGACCAAGAGACAGAUGUCCGGCUAAUCGAGAUAAGCAUCGACAUCUUUCGACGUGCAUCAUCCGAAAAGGGAGGGAAAGUGGCUCUUCAAAGUGCAGAAGUACUGGAGAAGAUGCUCCGCAAAUUCAAAGCGGACUGGGGACGUGCAGAAGGGGGUUGCGACGAUUUUACGGAUUUUGUGAUUCCGUAUUUUGGCACUAUUUCGAUUCGGCGAGGUGGAAAGCCAGCGAUACCCGGGCCGAAGUACAAGAAGGUUGGGACCAUCAAUCCUAACCCCUCGACGACUUCGCCAUCACAGUUUACACCGUCGUCGGAGAAUACGGGAUCAGAUCUGUUUGGGGCAAAUCUGACAGCUACAACCACUACAUCAACCUCACAGGACGCAUUCAACUUGAAUACUGACCCCUUUGUUUCGUACGAUGGCUUUUAUAACCUGGGUACUAACAAUACUGCCGACAGUGCGAAUGGCAGUUCCCUAGGCACACAGAUCAACGACGAUAGCAUGAACAACUUCCCACUUCCAACGAACAACUUCUCGUGGCAGAAUAUGCCUAUGGAUAUCGAUCAGGAUUGGAGUUGGUUUUUGAAUGAUAAUCAGACAGCGCUGCCGACGCAACUGGUUGGGGAUCAGUUUACGCAGUCGGCUUUUACUGGAUUUGGAUGAGGGGAUGCAGGUCCUGGUUUUGAGUUACAGGCAUCUCAGAGCAAGGGGGGAAAAGAAAGAGUGAUGAAUGACGAGUUUUGUGUACGAUCACGGCUUGUUUGGGUAGAGGUUUUCAAUUGGGGUUUUGUGCAGGGUUCGAUAUCCAAUCUCUUCUCCCUGUUUGCGUGGGAAACUUUCUCAACCAAGGAGGCUAUUUCUUAGACGAAUGAAAGCUGCCGUCACUUAAGCCAG